GGGGAAACAAGUACGGUAGGGGGUCGACGAGCUGUGAAAACAGAAGGAGAGUGAUGCUCGUGAUAUGAUUAAACGUCUGCUCCAACACAGGGGUCUCCUGGAGCAGAGAUACAGGAGGAGAUGGGAGAUGAGGGAAGAGGCAGAGGAAAAGAUAAAGUCGAAGGGAACAGGGAACAAGGCUCUUGGGAUGCUCUGACUUUACUGAACGACGCUGGUGUCUUUAUGUCGCUGCAGGGUCGACGGGGGAAGGUGGGGCUUGAACACUCGACAGAACUGGAAUACCUUCAACUAUUUUUACCCGGAUCUCCUACGUGCUGUUAUCCACCCUCUUGCCAGCUCAUAGGCAUCAAUCAAGAGAGACUGCAUUCCCACCUGUCAGUGCGGUUACCUGAGGACUAGCGGAUUCAUUCUUGUCCCAUGAGAUGUCUUUGGUUAAAAGUGUUCCAUGGUGACAUUAUGAUACCUUUGCUACUAUAAAGUGUUUUUCAAUAACACACUGAAGAUUGUGGCAGCCAUAUUGUCACUGAGCCACGUAAAACAAAACCCACGCCCCUCAUUUGGGACUAUGCCCUUUCUAUCGCCUCCCUUGUUGCCCUACCUUGCGCCCCGCUCAGUCAUGUUCAUUGGACUGCUGCUUCUGGUCAAUUGGGGUCCCGAAAGGGUCAACUGCCAGAAUGACACAGAGCCAAUCGUAUUGGAGGGAAAGUGUCUGGUGGUGUGCGACUCCACCCCGUCUGCGGAGCCAUCGGGUAAUGCUCUGGGCAUGUCGGUGAGGUCAGGAAGCGGCAGGGUUGCGUUUUCCGCCAUCCGAAACACCAACCACGAACCCUCGGAGAUGAGCAACCGCACCAUGACCAUUUACUUUGAUCAGAUCCUAGUAAACGUCGGUGGGCAUUUCGAUCCGGCACGGAGUAUCUUUGUGGCGCCUAGGAAAGGAGUCUACAGUUUCAGCUUUCAUGUGGUCAAAGUUUACAACCGGCAGACAAUACAAGUGAGUUUGGUUCUCAACGGCUGGCCGGUGAUUUCAGCCUUCGCAGGCGAUCAGGACGUGACCAGGGAAGCUGCCACCAAUGCCGGCCUGGUGAUAAUGGAGCGAGGGGACAAGAGUUACCUCAAACUGGAGAGGGGGAACCUGAUGGGAGGGUGGAAGUACUCCACUUUCUCCGGGUUUCUAGUGUUCCCCUUGUAGAUAAACAUUACGUUAUGUUGUUGUCGUGUGGAAGGAGCAUUAACAGAUGCGUUGAAGACAAACUGCAGUGAAAAUGGGUGAGAUCACUCAGCAACAAACAAAUCAUGAAUGUAUUUUCCGUUUAUCCUUGUUUUAUGACUCGGAGUACUGUGUUGUGUCGUCUAUGCUUGCUAUCAACGUGUGUCACCCUGUCAUAGCUUUGUGAUUUUGUUUUAAUGCACGAAAUUUGGUGGCAAUAAAGAAAAGUAUUGUGUCCAUUC
This is a messenger RNA of Eleginops maclovinus (Patagonian blennie), 1449 nucleotides long. RefSeq names its product cerebellin-1. Gene Ontology annotation, biological process: maintenance of synapse structure. The record is from RefSeq and is a predicted model, not a curated record. The transcript has 4 exons. Gene Ontology annotation, molecular function: protein binding. The coding region runs from base 566 to 1189 and encodes 207 amino acids. NCBI's taxonomy places the organism in Eukaryota, Metazoa, Chordata, Actinopteri, Perciformes, Eleginopidae. Gene Ontology annotation, cellular component: synaptic cleft; glutamatergic synapse.